AUGGAUCCAAGGGAAGAUGCUUAUGCUUUCCAAGAUGUCCAUGUGAUGAUUUUCGUGGGCUUUGGCUUCCUCAUGACCUUUCUUCAACGCUAUGGCUUUGGCGGUGUUGGCUUCAACUUUCUCCUCGCUGCCUUUGGGAUCCAGUGGGCUCUCCUGAUGCAGGGCUGGCUCCAUACCUUUCAGCAUGGGAAGAUACUCAUUGGAGUGGAAAGCCUGAUUAAUGCAGAUUUCUGCGUGGGUUCUGUUUGUAUCGCCUUCGGUGCCAUUUUGGGCAAAGUCAGUCCCGUCCAGCUCCUCAUUAUGACACUGUUUCAAGUCACCUUAUUUCUGUGGAUGUACUGGCCCAGCUUUAACUCUGCCGUUUCCAAUCACGGGGACGCACAGCACCGGGCGGCCAUCAACACCUACUGUUCACUUGCUGCGUGUGUCCUGACUUCGGUGGCUUUUUCCAGUCUCUUGCAAAAGAAGGGAAAGUUGGACAUGGUCCAUAUUCAAAAUGCCACCCUGGCGGGAGGUGUGGCUGUAGGAACUGCUGCUGAAAUGAUGCUGACCCCAUACGGUGCCCUCAUUGUGGGCUUCAUCUGUGGCAUCGUGACGACCACUGGAUACGUCUACAUCACACCUUUCCUGGAUGCUAAGCUCCAUAUCCAAGACACCUGCGGCGUCCACAACCUUCACGGAAUGCCAGGUUUAAUUGGAGGCAUUGUGGGGGCCGUCACUGCUGCUGCGGCUACAGAAGGAGUCUACGGAAAGAAAGGGCUCACCAACAUGUUUGACUUCACCGGAGAAUACCAGGAUCGAACGCCUAGCAUUCAAGGUGGAUUCCAAGCGGCUGGCAUUGCAGUAUCACUAGCUAUGGCUCUGGUGGGAGGAGCUAUUGUAGGUGGCAUUUUGAAACUGCCCUUCUUUGGCGACCCUACAGAUGAAAACUGCUUUGAAGAUAAUGUCUACUGGGAA
Messenger RNA from Protobothrops mucrosquamatus (brown spotted pit viper), 957 nucleotides. Its product is annotated as ammonium transporter Rh type C-like. Lineage: Eukaryota; Metazoa; Chordata; Lepidosauria; Squamata; Viperidae. The annotation marks the transcript as partial. Gene Ontology annotation, molecular function: ammonium channel activity. The transcript is spliced from 8 exons. Gene Ontology annotation, cellular component: plasma membrane; apical plasma membrane; basolateral plasma membrane. The record is from RefSeq and is a predicted model, not a curated record. Gene Ontology annotation, biological process: ammonium transmembrane transport; ammonium homeostasis.